Trichoderma virens Gv29-8 is the source of this 2330-nucleotide messenger RNA. RefSeq lists its product as uncharacterized. The coding region runs from base 129 to 2162 and encodes 677 amino acids. Gene Ontology annotation, biological process: telomere capping; regulation of telomere maintenance via telomerase. The record is from RefSeq and is a predicted model, not a curated record. The transcript is spliced from 5 exons. NCBI's taxonomy places the organism in Eukaryota, Fungi, Ascomycota, Sordariomycetes, Hypocreales, Hypocreaceae. Gene Ontology annotation, molecular function: telomerase inhibitor activity; G-rich strand telomeric DNA binding. Gene Ontology annotation, cellular component: nuclear telomere cap complex; chromosome, telomeric region.
CACGUAAUCCGCCAGUCACUUCCCCACGGCAAUUGAGACCCUGUGGCUGAUAUGCACUGUGCUGAAUAGCACCUCAUUAUGCUUCAUGAGAGGCUCUUUUGGUCACAUGAUUAAAGCCAUGCUCAACAAUGGCUCCCUCUCUCACCAAGCGGCAGAACUCGCUGCCCAGCGGCUUCAUAUCGGUUCGGGAAAUACUGAACCAUAAGCGUGGAGUCGGAAACUUGGUGAAUGUCAUUGGUGUUGUCAAAGACUUUAGAGCCCCGGUUCCUACCAGGAAGAGCGAUUGGAAGUGCGAGAUCAGUCUAUAUGAUGGAUCUGCUGAAGAUGCUUCAUCCAACUCCAUCACAAUCAACAUCUUCCGGCCAGAAAAUGAGAUGCCCGAUCCCAGCCUUGGUGACGUUAUAGUUCUCUACCAAGCCAAGCUGCAAUUACGCGACGAGACGCUAUCACUCAUAACGCACUGGAAUACGGAUAUUUAUCUAUAUUCGGCAAAUCAGAUUCCGCAUCCGCCAGAAGGCGCAUUGAAAGCGCUACAACCUCAGCAAAGAAAAACCACCAAUAGCCCAGGAAAACCGGUGCACGAAUAUGUUUCAUCACUCUAUCAUUCAAUCGAUAAGAGGGGUCUUCCAACUGAGGCAGAGUUCCAGGAUAUGAAGGCAAAAUCUGCCAGUCUCUCUGAGAAAUUCAAGGAGCUUAAAGAUGUCCGAGAUGGGACAUUUGUCGAUGCAAUAGUUCAACUGGUCAGACAGCCAUAUGACACCGGGGACAAAAUCACACUGUGGGUAACAGACUUCACUGAGAAUGACAGCUUCUUUCAUUUUGUAUUCAAGGGGCAUGGUGAUUCUGGUGGCCAAGCUCAUGACCCGUAUGGAUAUGGUGCCACCCUGCCAUAUGGCGCGGGCACUGGCGGAGAGUGGAAAGGGCCUUUUGGGAAGCGGAGCAUGCAGGUCACUUGCUUCGACCCCCAUACCUCGAUUAUCAGAGAACGGGGGCUCUCUACGGGCUCUUGGGUGAUGCUUCGGAAUCUUCAGAUAAAAUACGGACGCAACGCCGCCAACCUCGAGGGCUUCUUGAGAGAGGACAGAGGGUCGUCGGGGUUGAAGAUCAACGUCACGCAUAUGGACGCUACAGACAAGGAAACUAUCGACCCCCGCCUAAAGGAGGCCAUCCGCCGUAAACGUGACUAUGAACGAGAAAAAAAUGAGCUCAUUCGGGGUAUAUCAGAUGCAGCAAUAGCUGGGAUGAAGAGGAAGAGUGACAUGGCCGCCAUGGGGCUACUGCAAAUCGAGAAGCCAAAGAAGACUAAAAAGAGCAAACCAAAGCCGAAGAAGAAGUCGACAGUAAUGUCUACUGACAUGUCUACUGAAACCUCUGCUGCAGUCUCAACUGCCUAUUCAGAAGUGAAAUGUGAAAACGAAAACAAAGCCAUCAGCACCAUUGGUGAUAUUCUGGAGCCCAUAUACGUGGAAACGGAUGUUAAUGGCGAGCAUGUCAAACUACAACUCCCGUUUGUGAAUAUGAACUAUCGUGCCAACGUUCGGGUUGUCAACUUCAUGCCUCCUGACAUUGAAGACUUUGCUCAUCCAAAGAAAUCUUCAGAAUAUGCAAUGCUUUCUGACUACGAGGAGUCGGAUGCAGACUCGGACAUGGAAGAAGAGACGGUAGAUCGUUCGACAGUGCGGGAGUGGGAAUGGCGCUUCUUCUUGGAGCUGGAAGAUGCUAGCCCUCCCGGGGACAUUCAAAGUGACAAGAAAACUCUCUGGGUCGCAGUGAAUAAUUUCUCUGCGCAAUGUCUCUUGAACCUAGACGCCUCCGACCUGCGAUCGGAUCAAAAGAAUCUAGAGGCCCUUCGCCAGCGCCUAUUCCUCCUAUGGGGCGACUUGGAAGAAAAGAAGAGCCUGGAAGAGGAAAACAGACGUCAGGCAGCGCUGACAAACAGGGGGGGGAAUCGUCCCCCGUUGCACAGCUCCGAUGAUGAGAGCAGUGCGCCGCAAAAGCGAGAUACAACAUCGUCACAAGUUCGUAGCAGACCAUUUGCCUGCUGCAUUCACCAGUACGGAGUUCAAGUUCCCGAGGAAGAUCCCCUCAAGGCAGAUGCUGGCGAGGGCAAGAGGUGGCAGCGAAUGUUUGGGCUUUUUGGAACACGGAUUGCAUAUACAUGACUUGUGAGAGCUGUUGAGCCAUUGGCAAUUGGAGGAAGGAUGCGUUAAAUGUCAUCUAUCAGCGGCUGAUUAAGUGGUUUACGAUACAAAUAUAGCUCAUGGAGAUCGGUGGGCGCGGCGUUCAUGUAACUAGAAAAAUACUAUUAUUGACUUGUCGGAUAUCUUUUU